Penicillium brevicompactum is the source of this 1437-nucleotide messenger RNA. RefSeq lists its product as uncharacterized. The transcript has 3 exons. NCBI's taxonomy places the organism in Eukaryota, Fungi, Ascomycota, Eurotiomycetes, Eurotiales, Aspergillaceae. The record is from RefSeq and is a predicted model, not a curated record. Bases 1 to 1437 code for a protein of 478 amino acids.
AUGUCCACCUUAUCGUUGGCACAGUCUGCUUGGGGAUGGGUUGGCGGUCUCCGUGUUGUGAGCAGUAUGCUGAACAACAUACAUGGAGUUUUCGCGGAUGAAGCGGCCAAAAAGCUUGCAGUGCCUAUCCAGGUCGGACCAGCUGUAUUCCGCCUGUUUACAAGUGACGGUAGCAAAGUGUGCUCGGAUGACUCCCACCCACCUUUUGGCGAAGACUUUCCGACACAGCUAAUAGGUCUAUCUAUCUGCGCAAUUGCGCAUAUCUUUGGGGGGAAAAUUGCUGUCGAGCUAUUCAUGAAAUUCUUGGCACCUACUCUCUUGACGUUGCCAGAAGCACACGAGAGUUUAUAUUUGCAAUUGAUUGACAACCAUGCAAAGAUUCUGAAUGAAGGAGCCACACGAGGCCUAACUACAAUCUUCUCAAAUGCGGUUGAUCAGCUGAAUCAACGGUGCUGGAACGCGCUUCGGCGCUGGAAUGAAGAUGAGACAAGCAUAGACGGUGUCGCCAUCACCGAUAUGUUAUGCAAUCUGGUUAUGCAGCUAGCUGCUUGUAUGAGAGCGGUUGGAUAUUGCAUUGGUGAAAUUGAAGCCUGGGAUGGUACUGGGGAUCGACCGCGUGCUUCUGGAUCCAACUCUGUCAUCUUAGUCACAGGAAGUACUUGGGAUACGGAUAUUUUUCUCGAGGACCAGGACAGCUGUGUCAUGCCAACUUAUAUUCAUCAUUAUCAUUUCAGCACAGCAGGUGGAAUGUUCUCAAACGCAAUGGGAAACAAAGCCAACAUCCCCCCAGAAGUGUUUCAGACUCUCUUUGAAUACACACAUUCUCAUGUUAAAUCUGAGCUGCGCCUACAUUGGAAAGCCGCAACACCAUCUGAGGGCCAAAGAUUCAGGGAGAAUAAAAGCGAUGCGGCAAUCAAAAAUUUAUUUGUGGAACCCGAAUGGACCUGUGGGGAGACCAAAUCGACGCCUAUUUCCAAGAGAUUGGCCUCACUUUUUUUCCCGAAAUCUGCGCCACGCCUUGGCCCUUGCUAUGAGCAAUUAUCAAACCUUGACAGCUUGGAAUACAUUCUCCAACGAAAAUGUGGUUAUGACAACAAGCAGCAACAAAGAGACUUGGCAACUUUUAGUGUUAUUACAGUAUCUAUUGUUAUUGCUGCCGCUUCAGUCUUGGCUGGCGAAAGCUUCAUGAAUCUCCGACAUUGCAUUGACCUUAACCUUGAAGAUGGCGAUCACUGGCAGCGCGCUCUCUGUCCUAUGGUUGAUGAUAUCUUUUCAGGGAGACUAGAUCUCAGUCGAGCUGUCUUCCUUUUAGCCGCUGUUCAUGCUGGUUGCGAAACUCUGCCAAGUCAAACUCUCAAUUUUGAGGAUAAUCUUGUCGGCUGGAGACAUGGAAUAUAUACAUAUUGGGAUGCUACCAAGGAUUUUGCGCAAAUAUAG